Paraglomus brasilianum is the source of this 906-nucleotide messenger RNA. The record is from the annotation of a GenBank genome assembly. Lineage: Eukaryota; Fungi; Glomeromycota; Glomeromycetes; Paraglomerales; Paraglomeraceae.
AUGAACCUGACCAAGACCAUCCCCGCUCAGCCCGAGACUAACGCCAUGGCUCAAAACACUCAGGACACCACGGCUCAAAACAUUACAAGCACACUUGACGUCCUUCAUCUUGAGCCUCCAAUCACUCCACCCGAAACUGUGGAAUCCCUUCGUGCGUAUGAAAAAGAGCCAGGCGAAGCACAGAAAUUUUUAGGUACGACCAAAUUUGCUUUACACACGCUUAUAUAUUUUGUUUCCUUAACCGAUGUCUUUGCAGAUCGCAUGGUACAUGGCUUCGCUUCGAUGCCCGAUAACAUUAGAAGUCAGGUUUUCUGGGGUUUCACUGAUGAUCUUAACUUUAACGCUCCUGGAGGUGACAUGGAUCGAGAAGUUCUCUACUUCUAUAACAGUCUCGAGGCGGGCAAGUUUGAUGAACAUCAGAAAGACUGGGUACUGGUGAACGGACAGAAGGUAGUGAAGUAUGGGUCAGAUGAAUAUACAAAUCAGCAAUUAACAGACCUCCAAGAGGAAAUUCCCGCUGCCAUUUAUAUCCCAGUUGAUCCAUUACUUCGUGGAAAAUAUCAUCAUCUAGUCCCCGCGCCGAGGAUGGUGAAAUCUUGGCGUUCCAACUCUGGAGAACACCUGGUUCGAGUCAAAAGAGUCGGAUCAGAGGAUGAAAGUUCUAUCGAUCGUACUUGGUUACAAUUUCCGCGCGCCAGAAACAAUAUUACCUUAUACCGUGCGUCGACGCCUUGGAAAAAGGGUUGGCACAAGGAAUCUACCCUUGCUCUGGGCUAUGGAGUACCUAGUAGAUUGUUUUUGGCUUGUGAUCCAUUUUUAGUGUCCAUUGGGGACAACAAUGGCUGGAGCCAUUGGGUCCAAACUAAUACUCUUCGAGUUUGGGAACCAAAACCUGCCUCAGCAUGA